Messenger RNA from Ilex paraguariensis (yerba mate), 1048 nucleotides. The record is from the annotation of a GenBank genome assembly. NCBI's taxonomy places the organism in Eukaryota, Viridiplantae, Streptophyta, Magnoliopsida, Aquifoliales, Aquifoliaceae.
AUGGCUAAUCAAGGUGAUAACAAUGUGUUGAGGGAUUAUAGGAAAGGGAACUGGGCAAUCCAGGAAACAAUGGUACUAAUAGAGGCAAAGAAGAUGGACGAUGAGAGAAGAAUGAAGAGGCAAGAGGAUAGCCAUGGAAGGGCCAAACCAGCAGAGCUAAGAUGGAAAUGGGUUGAAGAUUACUGUUGGAGAAAUGGGUGUUUGAGGAGCCAAAACCAGUGCAAUGAUAAAUGGGACAAUCUCAUGAGAGAUUUCAAGAAGGUGAGAGAUUAUGAGAGGAGAGUAGGUGAGAGAGGAGGAGGUGAAGAAAGGUCAUAUUGGAUUAUUGAAAGGAGUGAGAGGAAAGAGAAGAAUCUUCCUUCUAAUAUGCUGCCGGAGAUUUAUGAGGCAUUGGUGGAGGUGGUGGAUAGGAAAGUAAGUCCAAGGGUGGCUUGUGGUGGCUCUGGUGGUGGUGGCGGCGGUGAUGGGUCUGGACCGUCUGGUUCCAAUUCCCUCAUGGCUUAUAUUGGGGAAAGAGUCACUGUUAAUGUUCAGCCUUCACAGCCUCCUCUUCUGCAACAACCCAUCACUGCUCCAGUGGCAGUAUUAUCAUUGCCAUUACCACCCCCACCCCAAUCACCAGCACAACCACCAGGUCUCCCUUAUUCUCAGCCAUUGCCCACACCCUCAGAUUCUGAUACAAGUGAGUAUUCAGACUCACCAGCAAAGAGGAGAAGAGGUGAGGGAACCAGUGGUGGCGGGGCUGCAAGUGGUGGUAUCUCACAAGAAGUUGGCUCUGCAAUCUCCAAAAGUGCUUCCAUCAUAGCAGAAGCUAUUCAGGCAAGUGAGGAGAGAGAAGAGAGAAGGCACAAAGAGCUCUUGAGUUUGCAUGAGAGAAGACUACAGAUUGAGGAAUCCAAGGCUGAGAUCAAUAGACAAGGCAUCAGUGGCCUGGUUGAUUCCAUUAACAAGCUUGCUAAUUCCAUUCUUGCUUUGGCAGCCAACAAAAACCAAAAUAGUCCUAAGUGAUAUUAUUCAAUUAAGAAGGGAUUAUUGAUAUGCUAAAUAU